Argentina anserina (silverweed cinquefoil) is the source of this 1603-nucleotide messenger RNA. RefSeq names its product magnesium-chelatase subunit ChlI, chloroplastic. Gene Ontology annotation, molecular function: magnesium chelatase activity; ATP hydrolysis activity; ATP binding. NCBI's taxonomy places the organism in Eukaryota, Viridiplantae, Streptophyta, Magnoliopsida, Rosales, Rosaceae. The record is from RefSeq and is a predicted model, not a curated record. The transcript is spliced from 3 exons. The coding region runs from base 71 to 1336 and encodes 421 amino acids. Gene Ontology annotation, cellular component: chloroplast stroma. Gene Ontology annotation, biological process: chlorophyll biosynthetic process.
AAAGACCAUGCCAAACUCCAGUUACACACUCCCACUCUAACACAUACUUCCCUGCUCUUUUUCUCUUCACAUGGCAUCACUACUCGGAACUUGCUCCACCGCAACCUUGGCCCCUCGUCCUCUCUCAUCUCCCUCUUCCAGGACUUCAGUUCCCUCCCUCUCUUUGACCCAAGGGCAGAGUUGUGGUACUAAGUUUUAUGGAGGGUUGAGGAUUCAUGGGAAGAAGAGCAGGGCUCAGUUCCAUGUUGCCAGUGUUGCAACUGAAGUCAACCCUUCCGAACAGGCACAGAGGCUUGCUGAUAAGGAAAGCCAGAGACCGGUGUAUCCGUUUGCUGCCAUUGUAGGACAAGAUGAGAUGAAACUAUGUCUUCUAUUGAAUGUGAUUGACCCCAAGAUUGGGGGUGUCAUGAUCAUGGGUGAUAGGGGAACUGGGAAAUCCACAACUGUUAGGUCCUUGACUGAUUUGCUUCCCGAGAUUACGAUAGUUGCUGGUGACCCCUACAAUUCGGAUCCAGAAGAUCCAGAGGCCAUGGGGCCGGAAGUGAGAGAGAACAUUAUGAAAGGAGUGCAACUUCCUGUGGCGACGACUAAGAUCAACAUGGUUGAUUUACCUUUGGGCGCUACAGAAGAUAGAGUUUGUGGGACAAUUGACAUUGAGAAAGCUCUGACUGAGGGUGUCAAGGCAUUUGAGCCGGGACUUCUUGCAAAAGCUAACAGAGGCAUUCUUUACGUGGAUGAAGUUAACCUUUUAGAUGAUCAUUUAGUGGAUGUUCUAUUGGAUUCUGCUGCCUCUGGAUGGAACACAGUGGAGAGGGAGGGUAUUUCGAUUUCUCACCCUGCACGGUUCAUUUUGAUCGGCUCUGGCAAUCCAGAAGAAGGGGAGCUCAGGCCACAGUUGCUUGACCGUUUUGGUAUGCAUGCUCAAGUUGGGACAGUGAGGGAUGCAGAACUGAGAGUGAAGAUUGUCGAGGAGAGAGCUCGGUUCGACAAAAACCCAAAAGAGUUUCGGGGUUCUUAUGAAGCUGAGCAAGAUAAGCUUCAGGAUCAAAUCACCUCAGCUAGAAGUGGUCUUUCAUCUAUACAAAUUGACCAAGAUCUGAAGGUGAAAAUCUCCCGGGUUUGUUCAGAGUUGAAUGUCGACGGAUUGAGGGGAGACAUAGUAACUAACAGGGCUGCAAAAGCUUUGGCUGCUUUAAAGGGAAGAGAUAAGGUGACACCAGAAGAUAUUGCUACGGUCAUCCCUAACUGCUUAAGACAUCGUCUUCGGAAGGACCCUUUAGAGUCUAUUGACUCUGGUUUACUUGUCAUUGAAAAAUUUUACGAGAUCUUUAGCUAAGGGAGGUACUGAAAGACCCUUUCUUUUAAGUUUUGCUGGCAAGAUUGUUGUUUUGUUCAUUUUUUUUAUUAUCUGGGCGUUAAUCUCAACCUGAUUUUUUGCAAGAGGGCAUUAAUGUUUUGCCAUAUAUUCAGAGUCUCGGACUACUAUGUAACUGUUGAAAGUUUAUUGUCUAUAUCAUUGUGAAGCUUGAAGCUCAGUUGAACUACAUAUAGAGAACACAAUUUGUAUGUUUCAUCUGAUUUAUUAUUCUGCAUUGUUCUCUCA